This is a messenger RNA of Arctia plantaginis, 246 nucleotides long. The record is from the annotation of a GenBank genome assembly. NCBI's taxonomy places the organism in Eukaryota, Metazoa, Arthropoda, Insecta, Lepidoptera, Erebidae.
AUGCGUGCAUUUUCUUUACCUAUUACUCAAGAUGUGAAAGCAAGUGAUAUUGGAUUACAAAGUGAAAUUGAGAUUAAACCUCAACCAGAUAUCAGUUCUAGUUUGGAUGAAGAGUUACGAAGGACCAAAAGGAAUACAAUGAGAAGUAAAGGGUGCUCUAGAGGAAAAAGGUUCUACAAGACGAGAUGUAUCACCUACACGAUGUAUACAAAAAUCAUUGAAGGCGAUUAUGAUGAUGGUGAAUAA